Molecule: messenger RNA, 1707 nt
Organism: Camellia sinensis
Lineage: Eukaryota; Viridiplantae; Streptophyta; Magnoliopsida; Ericales; Theaceae
Product: WUSCHEL-related homeobox 9
Biological process (GO): regulation of developmental process
Molecular function (GO): DNA binding; DNA-binding transcription factor activity
Source: RefSeq, a predicted model, not a curated record
CCCCCCCCCACCUUCUCUCUCUCUCUCUCUCUCUCUCCUAGUACCCUUUUGCAUUAAGAGCUCUCUCUGCCUUCUCUGAUGAAAAUUCUAAUAUGAGGCCCAGCAUGUACACCUUUCAAUGCUCUUUUUGCAUCUCUUCCGGGGGAAUUGGCUUGUACUUUGAGUAGUCUACAAGUACUUCAAUUUUAAUGCAAAAUUUGUAAAGGAAGAAGGGGGUAGGUAGGUGAGGAGGCUGGCUCUAUAAGAAGAGAUGUUAUGUUUGGCUAGUGGUUUCAUUAUUCAUCAUCAAGUGUUCCUAAAAAUAAAAGAGCAUACAAAGGGUUGUUUCUUGUUGUUUGUAAGUUAAUAUAGCUCUUUUUGGUUGGCUGGUUGGUUAAUAGAUAGCUAUAAUUCUGCUUGAUUUUGGGCCUACUUCACACUUCACAUCAUCAAGAACAAACACCAUCAUGGCUUCAUCAAACAGACACUGGCCUAGUAUGUUUAAGUCCAAGCCCUGCAACACCCACCACCAUCACCAAUGGCAGCAUGACAUCAACCCUUCUCUCAUCUCAAGUGGUUGCCACAGAGCCCCCUUCACUUCAGUCCCUGGAAGUGAAGAAAGAACUCCAGAGCCCAAACCAAGGUGGAAUCCAAAACCAGAGCAAAUUCGCAUACUCGAAGCUAUCUUCAACUCUGGCAUGGUUAAUCCACCAAGAGACGAGAUAAGAAAGAUCAGAGCUCAACUUCAAGAGUACGGCCAAGUCGGCGAUGCCAAUGUCUUCUACUGGUUCCAAAAUCGAAAAUCAAGAAGCAAACACAAAAACCGCCACCUCCAAAACCCCAAACAACCGUCCACCGCCACCGCUCCGUCCUCCUCAUCCUCAUCGUCGGAGAAAUCGUCUCCGAAGAUUGCCGAUAAGGCGGGUUUUCCGGUUUCUCCGACGGCGUCGGUGAACCAGACUUACUUUCAGAGCACUCCUCCUCCUCCGGGAGAGUUCUUGCCGGAACCCUUGUUUUUUCCGGCUGCAGCUGCUUCUGUUUUUACGCAAGGGUUUUGUUUCCCGGAGAUGGGGCAUGGGGUUGUUCAUCAUGUUCCGGUGGAUCAGACGGUGGGGAAUUGUUCUGGGUUUUUGCUGAGUGAAUUGAUGAUGAAUCAUGGUGGUGGAGGUGGAGGUGGAGGUGGAUAUGGGAAGAAGGUUGAGGAUGAGAAGAUGAAUUACAGUGUUGCUACUACUACUACUGCUCCCAUUACUAGUAUUCCUCACUGCAUUGUUUCUCAUACCGGUACUAGUGUCACCGUUCCAUCUACUAUCAGUCACACUCUGGGUCCAGGUGUUGGCGAAUCAUGUUCUGCUACUCAGACCAGAUCAACGGUGUUCAUCAAUGAUGUGGCAUUUGAAGUGGGUGUGGGGCCCUUCAAUGUUCGGGAAGCAUUUGGUGGUGAUGCAGUGCUCAUACACUCCUCUGGUCAGCCUGUGCUCACCAAUGAGUGGGGUGUCACCCUUCACUCACUCCAGCAUGGGGGGUUCUACUACGUGAUUUAGAAGAUGUGUGGAAGUUCAAGAGAUAGAGGCUAGCUGUUCUUCACUAGGAUUCUCUCUCUCUCUCUCUCUCUCUCUCUCUCUCUCUCUCUAAUUCAAGGACUAUAAUGUAAAAGUUCCAUGGACUAAUUAAUGUAUUCUGUUUCAUGUUAAAGCAAUAUAUAUAGGCUUUCGGGCUUGCUAUGUA